Candidula unifasciata is the source of this 534-nucleotide messenger RNA. Lineage: Eukaryota; Metazoa; Mollusca; Gastropoda; Stylommatophora; Geomitridae. The record is from the annotation of a GenBank genome assembly.
AUGGCCAGUGCCAACUGUGUGGCCGGUGACCCCAGUUCCAGUCCCAAACAUUCAAAUGGCCAUGCCAGUCCAGUCGAUUUACUCAGGAGGUUUCACAAGCUACAGGCUGAGAGAGUGGAAGGCUACAAUGUGUUUGAGCAGGCCUUCGACACAUUCAUCAAUGGCAUCCCAGAGUACAACUUUAACGAGUAUAAACAGCUGGUGGCAGAAAUCACUUUGUCAUUUCGACGGAUCUCAGAGGAGAUUAUACACAUCAAAAACUCCUUAAGAGACACCCACAAUCAGCAGCAGAUUUCAGCAAUCAUUGAGAAGAUUCAAGAACUGGAAGAAGCCAAAUUAAAAUCGACUGCAGAUCUUCAGAUUGCCAGAAAAAAUGCAGCAGAUGAGCAUGAGGGUGAUCAUCAACAUGAGAUAGUAGCACUUCGUCAUACGCUGGACGAGCUGGCUCGAGAGAUCAGCGACGUUCUAGAGGACCUCAAGUUUGAAUCUGAAGAUCUGUAUGCACAAGAAGCUGAGGAUGAGAUGUCCAGAUGA